UUUACUGGAACCUCUAAACAGUGGUGUAUACUAUUCAAGUACAAUUUUGUGUUACUUUGUACUUCUACUCCACUACAAUUCAGAGGUAAAUUGUGUCAUUUUUCUCCCAGUCAUUUGUUUUUAAUUAUCUUUAGUUACUUAGCUUAUUUAAAUAAGACUUAAUUAAACCUGGAGUAAAUUCACAAGCUACCCUGCAGUAUACAAAGCAAUUAAACUGUACCUUUACCAGUUUUAUUAAACUCAUUAAUGCAGCAAUAUGUAUAAUCAAAACAUGUAGUAUAUAAUAUGCUGAAAUGGACCGAUCUGCAAAAUGAGUACUUUUGGUACUUUAAGUUUAUUUUGAUGCCAAUACUUUUCUACUUUUAAUUGAGUAACAUUUUGAUGGCAGGACUUUCACUUGUUGUUACAGAGUAUUCCUACUCUAUGGUACUUCUACUUUUACUCAAGAUCUAAGUUAUAUUCCCACCACUGCCUCUAAAUAAAAAACGGGGAAAAAAAGUGUGUUUUUACACCAACAACUAGUCUCGUGCUGUCAGGUGAUUGCAACCACCGAUGGGUGGGACUUUCCCAUCCAAAAGGCGGGGGGACGUUUUCCACAUAAAUACUCGCAGAAUGCGUCGAAGCGCUAAAUGACCCUGGGAAAGAUCAGCUUUAGGACGCACAGAAUUUCCUUGAGACUUGGAAGAUAAGGUUGCUUUUAGCGACUGUGGAAAUGGAAAUCUGAGCGUGGUGACAUCAAGAAAAUGCCGCAGGAUGAAAAUUCAAGUGUGAGGUUUCUCUUUCAAGCGACUGAGGAAAAUAACGAGAGAGUUGAUUUUGACCCCAGAGAUACCUGAUGAAUAUCGCGGGAGACGCGCAACACGCCUACUGAUAUAGGUGGAGAGGAAAAGGCGCACAGACACCAGCACUACCUCCUUCAACAUGGAUGGCUACUACAAUUGGACGUCAAUAUCUGACAACGUCACCUUGCCUUCCUCCAAGCCCUACCCAAGCUACCCCACACACACAAAUAACUCAGACUUGCCCGAACCAAUGUCCUUCAACGUGGUCACUGCAGUUGUCUACAGCAUCGUCUUUAUUGUGGGUCUUCUGGGUAACACUCUGGUCAUCUAUGUGGUGGUUCGCUACACCAAGAUGAAGACUAUAACCAACAUGUACAUCCUCAAUCUAGCCUUGGCGGAUGAACUCUACAUCCUGGGAAUUCCUUUCCUAGGCACCAGUAGUGUGCUUUCCUACUGGCCUUAUGGAGAUUUCUUCUGCAAGGUGUACAUGACUGCUGAUGCCAUGUGCCAGUUCUCCUCCACCUUUUGCCUGACGGUGAUGAGCAUUGAUCGCUACAUGGCUGUGGUUCAUCCUGGUCGCAGUGCCAAUUGGCGGAAGCCCCAGGUGGCCAAGACUUUGAAUGGCAUGGUGUGGGUUGUGUCCUUUGUGGUCGUGCUGCCCGUCACAAUCUACUCACAUGUACAGGAGGAGUUCAACACCUGCAACAUUACCUGGCCUGAGCCGCACGAUUUGUGGGCCAUUGCCUUCAUCCUCUACACAUCCAUCUUGGGCUUCUUUGGUCCUCUGGUUGUCAUCUGCCUCUGCUACCUGCUCAUUGUCAUCAAGGUGAGGUCAGCGGGUGUGCGUGCAGGCCGGACCAGGUGGCGUAGAUCAGAGCGGAAGGUGACACGCAUGGUGGUGAUCAUCGUAUUGGUGUUCGUACUUUGUUGGCUGCCCUUCUUCACUACCAACAUGGUCAACCUGAUUCAUAUCAUCCCUGAGAGCAAUACCAAUGCUGCCAUCUACUUCUUCCUGGUCAUCCUCACCUAUGUCAACUCCUGCGCCAACCCAAUCCUCUACGGCUUCCUCUCUGACAACUUCAGGCAGAGCUUCAAGAAGGUGCUCUGCAUCCAGAAGCCAAACACUGCUGGGAACGCAGGCCAGAUGAGAGGUAGACCGACUUCCCCCGAGGAAAACCACAAUCCUGUUUCCUCGCCAGAAAAUCACACACAGAAUGGAACCAUGCAGAGCAUUCAGCAGCCUGUCCAAAUGCCGGUUAUUGAGGACCUUGACAAUCACCCUUUUACUACAAAAACAGAGCUGAAUGGCCAGCAAUUGCUUUGAGUCUUCAAGCAUGGUCACCAUGAUCUAGUGUGCUACAAAAUGGGACGUGGGACUGUUCACUCCUGGACCAUUCUUUGAUAGGUAUUUCCUGUCUUUAUUGCUGAUACUCCCUAUCUGACUGGGACUUUUGUAGAGAGGACCAGAGUGAGCAAAUAACCCUCAUUACUGAUUUGUGUUUGUUCUCUAUGUCUUUGAACUGUAUUUAGGCUGGCUGCAGUGUACAAGCAUUAGGCUAUGUAAAGAUGCAACAUCUCAAAAUGAAACAAAACACGUUUCAAAAGCUGUAUGCUCUCAAACUGCUGUUUUUACCUUAACUGCAUAGACAAAAAUACAGGAGGCAUUUUUCUCCAAUUUAUUUUCACAUUUGAUCAUAUAAGAAGCCUUGUUAAAUGUACUGCUGGUGCUUUUUGCUAUUGAUGCAAUCACUGUAUACCUGUUAUCUUGAUGAAAACUGUAUAAUGUACAUUAGCCAGCACGUGAAACACCAGUUUGUGCAGGUGGACGGUUGGGCAGGUAGACGGGCAGGUAGGCCGUCCAAUCACUUCUUGCAGGCCAAAUGAAUUGAUUGGACAGGCCUGCAAAAACUUCAGUUAACGUUUGUAGUUUUUUGUUUUUUUUAUUUAUUGAUAAUUGUUGGAAAGUAGAGAAUUUCAACAAAAACAACUAUUUGCAUAUACCCUAGCUUUAACAUUCAGGGAAGAAUCUUGGAAAUAUUUGUUUCGUAAACACAUUUUGUUUCUUGUAAAACGCUUUCAUCUAACAGUCAACAAUAAAUGAUACAGCCGUACUUCCCCAAAUAUUAAUCUGCUAUUUUCUCUGAUAUUUGGUGCUGCGAUACAUUAUGCUGAAUUUAUCAUGUGAGCCAUUUUAGUACAGAUCAUUUCACCUUGUUUUUUUGUUUUUUUACCGGGAGUUACGGUAAUAUUGAAAUUCCGCAGUUGUUCUCUUUCUUACAGUAAACUUGUGCUGCUUUAAGUAGAUUGAGCACUGCUCUGUUGGUUAAUUGUAAAGCUUGUUAAAACAUUUGUCAUGUCCAUUACAAUUAUAUUUUUCCUGGCUUGUUAGAUAGGGCUUUUUUGUGACAUUUUAACAUCAAUGUAACUAAUCUAUAAACAUUCCUUGAAGUCGCUCAGCCAAAUAUUGUACAUAUACGUCUAUCUCUUCUAUCUUAUAUUUCUAAAACAGAAUCUGCUGGAGCAGAUGCCAUGGAGAAGUAAAGUGAGCAUUUAGCUCCUGGACUUUGAGCUUUCAUAUUGUAUGCCAACCUUAUUGGGAAAUUGCUGUGGCAAAUUUUAACGUAAGCCAAGCAAAACCAUGCUAACAAUGUUUGUGGUGGGUUUGAGUUCAGCAAGAAGGACCUGUGGAAAAAUUGAUACCUUGAAGGAUACAUUGUUUGUGUGUGAAAAGCACUGAAUUAAAACAAAAAUAAGAUUAUAGGCCACUUUAGUUGUGGAGUUUUGAGUUCUACAUCCUUAAACAAAUAAAAGAUCUAAUGUCAGAAAAAUAAAAUCA
Molecule: messenger RNA, 3618 nt
Organism: Gymnodraco acuticeps
Lineage: Eukaryota; Metazoa; Chordata; Actinopteri; Perciformes; Bathydraconidae
Product: somatostatin receptor type 5-like
Exons: 4
Coding region: 922-2106 (394 amino acids)
Biological process (GO): regulation of insulin secretion; neuropeptide signaling pathway; cellular response to glucocorticoid stimulus
Cellular component (GO): neuron projection; membrane
Molecular function (GO): neuropeptide binding; somatostatin receptor activity
Source: RefSeq, a predicted model, not a curated record